CCGCAGGCUCGGGCGGCGGCGGCGGCGGCGGCGGCGGCGGGCCGGCGCGGGGACGGCAAGUCAUUCACUACGCGGCAUCGACGCUUCCUCGUAGCACGGAGCGCGCCGCUCUCCUCAGCCUUUGCUGUUUUUCGCUGCGGAUUGUGUUCAACCCCGAUUUCAACAAACGACAAUAUGCGCGAGUGCAUCUCCAUCCAUGUUGGCCAGGCUGGCUGCCAGAUGGGCAACGCCUGCUGGGAGCUCUACUGUCUGGAGCACGGCAUCCAGGCCGACGGAACCAUCCCAUCAGACAAGUCUGCGGGUGUCAACGAUGACAGCUUCAGCACCUUCUUCCUGGAGACCGGAGCAGGAAAGCACGUGCCCCGCGCCGUGUUCGUCGACCUGGAGCCUUCCGUAGUCGACGAGGUGCGCACGGGCGCCUAUCGUCAGCUGUUCCACCCGGAACAGAUGAUCACCGGCAAGGAGGACGCCGCCAACAACUACGCCCGUGGCCACUACACCAUCGGCAAGGAGAUCGUCGACCUGGUGUUGGACAGAGUCAGGAAACUCUCCGACCAGUGCACCGGUCUGCAGGGUUUCCUGAUCUUCCACUCGUUCGGCGGCGGCACCGGCUCCGGCUUCACCUCGCUGCUGAUGGAGCGUCUCAGCGUCGACUACGGCAAGAAGUCGAAGCUGGAGUUCGCCAUCUACCCUGCGCCGCAGGUGGCCACGGCCGUGGUGGAGCCGUACAACUCCAUCCUGACCACCCACACCACCCUGGAGCACUCGGACUGCGCCUUCAUGGUCGACAACGAGGCCAUCUACGACAUCUGCCGCCGCAACCUGGACAUCGAGCGUCCGUCCUACGCCAACCUUAACCGUCUGAUCGGCCAGAUCGUCUCCUCCAUCACGGCCUCGCUGCGCUUCGACGGCGCCCUGAACGUGGACCUGACCGAGUUCCAGACCAACCUGGUGCCGUACCCGCGUAUCCACUUCCCGCUGGUCACCUAUGCUCCGGUCAUCUCGGCGGAGAAGGCCAACCACGAGCAGCUUUCGGUCUCCGAGAUCACCAACUCCUGCUUCGAGCCGGCUAACCAGAUGGUCAAGUGCGACCCGCGCCACGGAAAGUACAUGUCCUGUUGUCUGCUUUACCGUGGAGACGUCGUCCCGAAGGACGUCAACGCCGCCAUCGCCACCAUCAAGACCAAGAGGUCCAUCCAGUUCGUCGACUGGUGUCCGACCGGCUUCAAGAUCGGCAUCAACUACCAGCCGCCGACCGUGGUGCCCGGCGGCGACCUGGCCAAGGUGCAGCGUGCCGUCUGCAUGCUGUCCAACACCACCGCCAUCGCCGAGGCCUGGGCGCGCCUGGACCACAAAUUCGACCUGAUGUACGCCAAGCGCGCCUUCGUGCACUGGUACGUCGGCGAGGGCAUGGAGGAGGGCGAGUUCUCCGAGGCGCGCGAGGAUCUGGCCGCGCUGGAGAAGGACUACGAAGAGGUCGGUGUGGAUUCAGCGGAUAUGAUGGAAGACGAAGGCGAAGAAUACUAAUCCAGACAUCAUCCGAUGUCGCGCUUCGGUGGUGCUACGGCUUACAGAAUCGACAGGCCGAUGCUGUCAAAUCGAAGCAUCCAACUCGAUCAUUGUGGUGUUCCUGUCACUGUGAUGUACUUGCUCAUAUGCACUGAGAUGUCAUAUGCUAUCUGACGCAGCUAAUCGUGUAUGAAUUGAAAUUCACCUGGCCAGGUAUUCGCAAUGUGCACGCACGGAUCGAUCAUCGAGAUCCCAAGGACCAAUAAACGUAACCCAUGAAA
Molecule: messenger RNA, 1790 nt
Organism: Amphibalanus amphitrite
Lineage: Eukaryota; Metazoa; Arthropoda; Thecostraca; Balanomorpha; Balanidae
Product: tubulin alpha-3 chain-like
Exons: 5
Coding region: 175-1527 (450 amino acids)
Biological process (GO): mitotic cell cycle; microtubule cytoskeleton organization
Cellular component (GO): cytoplasm; microtubule
Molecular function (GO): structural constituent of cytoskeleton; GTP binding
Source: RefSeq, a predicted model, not a curated record